Molecule: messenger RNA, 2892 nt
Organism: Oncorhynchus gorbuscha (pink salmon)
Lineage: Eukaryota; Metazoa; Chordata; Actinopteri; Salmoniformes; Salmonidae
Product: regulator of G-protein signaling 12-like
Biological process (GO): signal transduction
Molecular function (GO): GTPase activator activity
Source: RefSeq, a predicted model, not a curated record
AGCUGAACAGUGUUGACCUACAGGGCUGUGGUAGUGACAACAGUCUGAACAGUAAUGCCAGCCUACCCAGUGUCCAGUGCCAUCGACGUCACACAGAGAGACGGGUGGCCAGCUGGGCGGCCUGCUUUGAGAGACUGCUGCAGGACCCGGUCGGAGUCAGAUACUUCUCAGAGUUCCUGAAGAAGGAGUUUAGCGAGGAGAAUAUUGUGUUCUGGCAGGCCUGUGAGUUCUUCAGCCAUGUUCCCGACAACGACAAGAAACAGUUAUCUCAGAGAGCUAGACAGAUCUAUAACAGUUAUUUAUCCAGUAAGGCCACUACGCCGGUCAACAUUGACAGUCAGGCCCAGCUGGCAGACGAUAUCCUCAACGCUCCCAGACCAGACAUGUUUAAGGAACAACAACUACAGAUCUUCAACCUGAUGAAGUUUGACAGCUAUACUCGGUUCCUGAAGUCCCUCCUGUAUCAGGAAUGUAUGUUAGCGGAGGUGGAGGGGAGGCCUCUACCAGACCCCUACCACAUACCCAGCUCUCCUACCUCCAAACACAGUACCGGGUCAGAUAGAUCCACACCCAAGAAGGAGGACAAGAAGACUAAGUCGGGCCGCUCUCUGAACGAAGAGAGAGAGAGGGAUGAGUGCGGAGGAGAUAAGAAGAAAGGCAUGUUCUUUUCGUGGUCACGGAACCGGAGCUUCGGGAAAGGCCCCAAGAAACGGGAUCUGGCAGACAUCAACUACAACUUCUCGGGCAGUAACGGGCGUCGGGAAUCACAAGGCUCUCUGUCAUCCGGAGCCAGUCUGGAACUGGGAACGUCCGGAUCUGGAAAGAACGAGGGUGGUUCUAUGGAGAGAGACAGAGAGCGAGGCGGUGACUCUGUAACCCUGAGACAGUGUAACAUCAACCUCCCAGAUGGGACAUGUUGCUCUGUGCCGGUCAGAGCUGGGUUCUCCAUCAGAGAGCUGCUGGUGGGUCUCUGUGAGAAACUCUGUAUCAACGUGGCAGCUGUAGACCUCUUCCUAGUCGGAGGGGAGAAGCCUCUGGUUCUGGAUCAGGACUGUAUGACUCUGUGCUCUCGGGACCUCAGACUGGAGAAACGGACUCUGUUCAGACUGGACUUGGUUCCUAUAAACAGGUCAGUGGGUCUGAAGGCUAAGCCCACUAAGCCGGUGACGGAGGUUCUGAGACCUGUAGUGGCCAAGUACGGCCUCCAGCUGAACGACCUGGUGGCCCGCAUCAGUGGGGAGAAGGAGCCUCUUGACCUGGGUCUCCCCAUCUCUAACCUGGAUGGACUGAGAGUGGUGCUGGAUGUAGCGGACAAGACACCUGGGAAGGACAAACCGAUAGGGGCUCAGUCUAAAACCCAGGCCCCGCCCCCUACGACUAGGAACCAAUCAGCUACGGGGGAUGAGAGGGCGUCAGGGAGGCCCAGCGCGGCGCUCGGCAACGGAAACAAGCCCUCCUCCUCUGCCCGUGACGACCGCCUCUUACCCAGCAGCCACCGCAAGACAGCGGCGCCAAAUAAAGCCCCGCCCACUGAAAAGAGAAAGCAGAAAAAGAUUACUGUAGACGAAGCUGAAGAGCUCUUCCAGCUCAUAUCCAAAGCUCAGUGCAGCAGAGCAGACGACCAGCGAGGUCUGUUAGACAAGAGUGACCUGACACUUCCCGACUUCCUCCGCCUCAGCCCUUCAUCACCACCCCUUCCUCUUCCUCCCACCUGCGUCACCCAGCAUGGCCGCGGCGGUGGUAACCAUGGCGAUAGCGACAACUACGGCUACGGGGAAAACAGACGUCACGGCAACAAGGAAGGUGGAGGCGGUGGCUCGUUCCCUUUGAACACUGGCGGCCAAUCACAGAGCUUGGAAUCCUCGCUCGGAACGGGAGGAGGAGGAGGAGGGGGAAGACGAGCGCUCCUCCCCCCCUCCCACCACAACAGACCCCCUCCCCCGUUACAAGAGGAACCCCUAGCUGACCUGACCCUGGUGGGAGAAGGAGACAUCAACAGUCCUAACUCCACUCUCCUAACCCCACACCACUCCUCCUCCGCUACCCAUAACCCACCACGCUUCUACCAACACGACCUCCACAGCUCGCCCUGCUCAGGUACCUCCCCUGUGUCAACUCUGAACCGUGGCCUUUCACCUUCGAACUGCCACCAUGUCCUAACCCUUCACCCUUCAGGCCAAGACAGGGAUAGAGACGGAGACCAGAGGAGAGAGAGGGACAGAGGAGGCUGUUUCAAAUCUCACCAGAAGAGGGCGCCACCACCUUCCUCAAAACCCCCUCCUGCUGCUCCUGCUCCUCCUCGCUCUCGUAAAUCCAAAUCGCCCUCGCGCCCCAACCGAGCCAGGCUAGAUGUGGAUCGGGUUGAAACCAACUCCACACCUGAAGAUUCCGGGAGGUUCCGGGACCUCCGAGAUUCCAAGCUGGGACAGAACAGUGAGGGCGUGGCCUCGGAACUCUGCCGCCGUGGCGGCAGGGUGAGGACGGGCGUGUACCAGACGUCAGAACUCCCGUCAUUGGUCAGCGCUAAGAGACAACCAGAGCAGAGACGGAUUGGCAGAAGCCUAUCGGGAGAGAGACAAGGCGCGGCGGACAGAAGCAGGUUUAAGGCCACAUUUGUCUGAGAGUUAGAUUCUGUAGAACCGACUCCCUGGUCAAAGACAUCCUUUAAUGAACACAUUUGUCUGAGAGUUAGAUUCUGUAGAACCGACUGCCUGGUCAAAGACAUCCUUUAAUGAACACAUUUGUCUGAGAGUUAGAUUCUGUAGAACCGACUGCCUGGUCAAAGACAUCCUUUAAUGAACACAUUUGUCUGAGAGUUAGAUUCUGUAGAACCGACUGCCUGGUCAAAGACAUCCUUUAAUGAACACAUUUGUCUGAGAGUUAGAUUCUGUA